CCUCCCUCCCUCCCUCCCGCGCGCUUCGCCAGCGUCGGCCCCCCCCGCGUCCGGGGCGCCGUGAGCUGGUCCCCCGCGCCCACCAUGAGCGACCAGAGCCACUCGGUGGAGGACAUGACGGCCGUGGUGAAGAUCGAGAAGGGAGUCGGCAACGGGAACGGCGGCAACGGGGACGGGAACGCCGGCUUCUCCCAGGCCCGGAGCAGCAGUACCGGGAGCACCGGCAGCAGUAGCGGAGGAGCGGGAGCAGGAGGAGGAGGAGCGGGAGCCGGAGGAGGCGGAGGCGGCCAGGAGUCCCAGCCGAGCCCGCUGGCCUUACUGGCCGCCACGUGCAGCCGCAUCGAAUCUCCCAACGAGAACAGCAACAACUCGCAGGGCUCGAGCCAGGCGGCGGCCGCCGGCGAGCUGGACCUCACGGCCGCCUCCCAGCUGGCCCAGGGCGCCAACGGCUGGCAGAUCGUCGCGGCCGGGGCCGGCGCGGCGGCCCCCGCCAAGGAGCCGGGGGCCGGCGACCCCUCCGCCAAGGGACGCCCGGUGGCGGGCGGCCAGUACGUGGUGGCGGCCGGCCCCGGCCAGCAGGUGCUGACGGGCCUGCCCGGGGUGAUGCCCAACAUCCAGUACCAGGUGAUCCCCCAGUUCCAGACGGUGGACGGGCAGCAGCUGCAGCUGGCGGCCACGGCGGCCGGGGCCCAGGUGCCCUCCGACGGGACCGGGGGCCACAUCCAGAUCCUGCCCGGGGCCAACCAGCAGAUCAUCACCAACCGCGGGAGCGGAGGCAACAUCAUCGCGGCCAUGCCCAACCUCCUGCAGCAGGCCGUGCCCCUGCAGGGCCUGGCCAACAACGUCCUGACCGGCCAGGCCCAGUACGUGGCCAACGUGCCCGUGGCCCUCAACGGCAACAUCACCCUGCUGCCCGUCAACAGCGUGGCGGCCUCCCUGGCCCCCGGCUCGCAGCCGGCCGUGGCCCUGGGCGGCUCGGGGCCCCAGGAGGGCGGGCCGCCGCCGGCCACCUCCGGCGCGGCCGCCGGCUCGGCCGCCCCGCCCGCCGCCCCGCCCGGCUCGGGCCCCUUCUUCACCAACGCCAACAGCUACCCCGCCACGGCCGCCACGGCCAGCGCCAACGCCGGCGGGCUGGGCUUCGCCCCGGCCGGCGCCCCGCGGGCGGCCGGCGGCCCGCAGGGCUCGGAGGCCGCGCUGGCCCUCCCGCCGGCCCCCGGCGCCGGGCUCCAGGCCGGCCAGCCCAAGGAGGGCGAGGCCGGGCAGGCGGCCCAGCCCCAGCCGCCCCAGCAGAUCCUCAUCCAGCCUCAGCUGGUCCAGGGGGGCCAGGCCAUCCAGGCCCUGCAGGCCGCCCCGCUGGCCGGCCAGACCUUCGCCACCCAGGCCCUCGCCCCGGAGGCCCUGCAGAACCUGCAGCUGCAGGCCGUGCCCAACUCGGGGCCCAUCCUCAUCCGCACGCCCACCGUGGGGCCCAACGGCCAGGUGAGCUGGCAGACCAUCCAGCUGCAGAACCUCCAGGUGCAGAACCCCCAGGCCCAGACCAUCACGCUGGCGCCCAUGCAGGGCGUCUCGCUGGGCCAGGCCGCGGGCCCCGCCGCCGGGGCCGGCGGGGGCGGCGGCGGGGCGGCCGGGGGCGGCACCCUGACGCCCAUCGCCUCGGCCGCCUCCAUCCCCGCCGGCACCGUCACCGUCAACGCCGCCCAGCUGUCCUCCGUGCCCGGCCUGCAGACCAUCAACCUCAGCGCGCUGGGGGCCUCGGGGAUCCAGGUGCACCAGCUGUCCGGCCUGCCCCUGACCAUCGCCAACGCCGCCGGCGAGCACGGAGCCCAGCUGGGCCUGCACGGCGCCGGGCCGGACGGGCUGCACGACGAGGCGGCCGGCGGAGACGACGGGGACGCCAGCCCGGACCCCCAGCCCCAGCCCGGCCGCCGCACACGCCGAGAGGCCUGCACCUGCCCCUACUGCAAAGACAGCGAAGGACGGAGCACCGGCGAUCCCGGCAAGAAGAAGCAGCACAUCUGCCACAUCCAGGGCUGCGGGAAGGUGUACGGCAAGACCUCCCACCUGCGGGCACACCUGCGCUGGCACACGGGCGAGCGCCCCUUCAUCUGCUCCUGGAUGUUCUGCGGCAAGCGGUUCACCCGCUCGGACGAGCUGCAGCGGCACAAACGCACGCACACGGGUGAGAAGAAGUUCGCCUGCCCCGAGUGUCCGAAGCGCUUCAUGAGGAGCGACCACCUUUCCAAGCACAUCAAGACCCACCAGAACAAGAAGGGCGGGGCGGGCGUGGCGGGGGUGGCCCUGAGCGUGGGCGCCCUGCCCCUGGACAGCGGGGCCGGCUCGGAGGCCGGCGGCGGCACGCCCACCCCCUCCGCCCUCAUCGCCACCAACAUGGUGGCCAUGGAAGCCAUCUGCCCCGACGGCAUCGCCCGCCUCGCCAACAGCGGCAUCAACGUCAUGCAGGUGGCCGACCUGCAGUCCAUCAACAUCAGCGGCAACGGCUUCUGAGCCCCGGGGCCGGCCGGGGGCGCCGCCGGCGGGGGGACGGGGGGGAGGGGGCCGCCGCCGGGGUCGCGGGGGAGGACCGGGCCCCGGGGGCGCCCAGGUAGCGUGGGGCCAAGAGACGCGGGGGAGAGGUGGGGCGCCGCCGC
This is a messenger RNA of Ornithorhynchus anatinus (platypus), 2648 nucleotides long. RefSeq names its product Sp1 transcription factor (gene SP1). The record is from RefSeq and is a predicted model, not a curated record. The coding region runs from base 85 to 2505 and encodes 806 amino acids. Gene Ontology annotation, molecular function: RNA polymerase II cis-regulatory region sequence-specific DNA binding; DNA-binding transcription factor activity, RNA polymerase II-specific. Gene Ontology annotation, biological process: regulation of transcription by RNA polymerase II. NCBI's taxonomy places the organism in Eukaryota, Metazoa, Chordata, Mammalia, Monotremata, Ornithorhynchidae. The transcript is spliced from 7 exons.